UGGGUUGGUUGUUGGUUGUCUUGUUGUCUUUUGGCUUGGGACUUCAAAUAAUUUUUACUAUUUAUCCAAGACAAAAGAGUUAUUUAUAAUUAGUAUAUAAUUUGUGCCGUGUUGUGUAUGUUUUGAUGUCAUAUUAGAUUGUAACAUAGCUUUUAUAAGAGAAUUGACGUAACUGUGAAAAGUUGAAAACAAAAAUGAGUUCUGUACAUAUUCAAACUGCUAUAAAAGUACGGCCUUUUAUAGACAGAGAAAAAAAAGAUAAAUUAGAACCAUCAUGGCUAGUGCAGGACAACAGCAUUGUGCAAAUCGAUAGCUCAAAGAAUUUCAUUGGAGACCCCUAUAGUUUUGAUCACAUAUUCGACGACACUCAAUCAAAUAAACAUGUAUACGAUGCAGUUGUAAAACCCCUGGUUAUGUCCUGUUUUGAAGGAAUAAAUUCUACAAUAUUCGCCUAUGGACAGACAUCGUCAGGCAAGACCCAUACCAUGCUAGGAUCCAAAAAAUUUCCAGGUAUUAUUAGUUUCGCCGUUCAAGACAUCUUUGCCUUUAUAAAUCAAAGUUGUUCAACAAAAUUCCUUUUAAGAUGUUCAUACCUUGAAAUUUAUAACGAAAAAAUCAAUGACCUAUUAGACACAAACGCGACAGACAUCAAAAUUAGGGAAGGCUUGGAAGGAGUAUAUGUUGUGGUCAAGGAAGAAGUUGUCAGAGAACCAGAAGAUCUGUUUAAUUUGAUGAACAAGGGCAUGAAAACACGGAAAAUUGGCUGCACCGACAUGAAUGAACGAUCAAGUAGAUCACAUACCAUAUUCAAGUUGAUAAUCCAAUCACAAGAUUUACAUUCGGAAGGUUCAUAUGUCGAAUCGGCAUUAAAUCUUGUCGAUUUGGCAGGAUCAGAGCGUGUUGGUCAAAUGAAUAUGGAAAGGGAAAGGCAAGUGGAAGGAGUAUCGAUAAACAAAUCUCUAACCACAUUAGGUCUCGUAAUUCGCAAAUUGAGUGAAAACGAUUCAUUUAUAAACUACAGAGAUUCAAAACUGACACGACUUCUGCAACAUUCUUUGGGUGGCAACUCGAAAACUUUAAUCAUUGCCAAUAUUACCACAGCAGCUCUGGAAGAGACUAAGUCCACGCUCGAAUUUGCACAGAGGGCAAAGUAUGUUAAAAAUCAACCCAUAAGAAAUGAAAAGGUAACUGAUAAAGAUCAGUUGAAACAAUAUGAGCAUUUGUGUGAGGACUAUAAGGUCCAAAUAGAAAAAUUAAGAACAGAAAAAUUGGAAAGAGAAAGAACCAUAAACGCUCUAGAAGGAAAAAUAUUCAAUAUUGAACUAUUUUCGACAAAGACUGUUGAAAGAAAAAUCAAACCACCAAAUAGAAGACACACUCUUGCUUUUAGACCUGAGAAGAAACUAUUUCGACCUGAAGAAUCUGAUGAAGUCAAAGACGAAAUUUUUAUAUCGCCUGCAAAAUCUGAAUUAUUUUUUCCUGCUGAAGACAAAGAAAAUAUUUAUUUCCAAGAAGAAUGUUGCUUUAGUCCUCCAUAUAAAUUAGCCAGACCUAGUUUGCCCAGAACACCAGGGACUCCUUAUUCAACUUUAAAACAGGAAAAACAACUUAUAGAAGAAUCUCUAGAAGGACUCAGAAGUUUCACUAAUCACGAAAACCAAUACGGUAAUGAACUAGAUGAUCUUAAAGAGCUCGUGGAUAAAUUACGUCUAGAAAAUUUUGAAUUGAAAGCAAAAUUUAAUAAUAUUAAAACUGAAGACACUCAAGAUGUUUACGAAAAACUGUUGCUUUUAAAGUCAAUAUUGGAAGUAAAACCUUUGCAAGAUACCCGUAGAAAUUCAUUGAAUACAAUUUUUGAAGAAGAACCUGAUUUAUUUGAUGGUGAUAUUGAUUCUUCGAUAACAUCUAGCCCAAUAAAAGCAGACGAUAAUGAAGUAUCUUCAACAAAUCAAAUUUGUGCUGCCAUAAUUGAAGAAAAUAAAGACUUGAAAUGGCAAUUGAGUGAAAAAGAACGCAUCAUAAGAGGCCUGAAAAAUGACUUUCAUUCAGAAAAAUUAAAUAUUGAUGCAGCGUUUUCACAAUUGAAUCAGUUGAAUGAAGAUCUUUUGAAGGAACUUGACAAUAUCAAAGGUGAAAAUGAGAAAUUGAAAACUAAAAUAGCUCAAGACAAGGACAUUAAAGAAUGUGAAUUGGAAAUAUUGAAUGGUAAAAUUAAGAAAUUAACUGAUUAUAAAGAAGAGAUGCAUAAGAAAUUGUCUGAAUAUCAAAAGUCAGAAAAUAGUGAAGAUUCAUUGGAGAUUAAAAAAGAAGAACCUGAAAAGGAAAUUUGCUUAAUCAAAAAUGAAAUAGAUGAAUUGAAAAAAUCUAAUGAGUAUCUUUUGGAAGAGAAUAAGUCUCUGACUGAGCAAAUCAAGCAAUUAAAAUCAGAGUUGGACGAUGCCAUGUUUUCAUUAAGUGGGGAACAGAAAGAAUUAGAAAAAGUCAGUCAAGAAUUGGAAGAAAAAUGUCAAAAUUCCAAAAGUAUGGAAAAAAAGUAUUUCGACCAGUACAAGAAAUUGUCUGAGGAGCUUCUAAAGAAAGAUGAAUUAUUGCAACAUAUGAUUGAAGAUGCAAAACAAAUACAGUUGACUAAAGAGCAAUUUGAGGAGGAAUUGGAGCAGAAAUCACAACGAAUAGCGGCAUUGGAAAAGUUGGUAUUUGAACAGGAACAAUUGGAAACUCAAAAUCAAGAACGUUUGGUGAAACUUGAUGAAUUAUUCAAAAAUAUUUGCAAAAAAGAUGAAACUAUUGAAACUUUGCAGAAGACAGUGUCUGAACAAAAAACACAAAAUGAAGUUGAUCACAGUGAAAGGAGAGAAACUGCUAUACUUUUGGAAAAGUUAGUAUCUGAAAAGAAACAAUUGGAAAUUCAAAAUCAAGAACAUUUGAUGAAGCUUAAAGAAUUAUGUGAGGGUAUUCGUGAAAAGGAGGAAACCAUUGAAACUCUGCAGAAAAAUGUAUCUGAACAGAAAAUACAGAAUGAAGUUGAUCACAAUGAAAGAAGAGAAGCUGUUAUAGUAUUGGAAAAGUUAGUAUCUGAAAAGAAACAAUUGGAAACUCAAAAUCAAGAACAUUUGAUGAAGCUUAAAGAACUAUGUGAAGGUAUUCGUGAAAAGGAGGAAACCAUUGAAACUCUGCAGAAGACAGUAUCCGAAUUGAAAGCUCAAAAUCAAGAAACCAUUAUGUGUAAUAGGAAACAAGACAAAGAAAUUGAAAAUUAUCAGAUGGAAAUGAAAACAGCCAGUAAGCAGUUAGAGACAGCUUCUUUGGAACACAAACAAUUGGAAGAAAAAUCUGAGCAUAUUGCAAUUCUAGAGAAAAAACUGUCUGAAGUGGAGGCUCGAAAUCAAACUACACUACUUGAGAUGAAAGAAACAAUUGAGACUUUGCAGAAGAAAAUAGAAGACAUAAAGCAACACGAAAAACAAGAAAAGAAACUCAAUGAUUUGGAAGCUCAAAAUAAAACUGACCUUCUGAGUAAAGAAGAAACUAUCAAAACCUUAAUAAAAAGAAUAGAAGAUAUGAAGCAGGAUGAAGAAAUUGAAAAGUGCCAGCAGGAAUUGGUUCUAGCAACUGAGAAAUCUGAGAAACUUUCUUUGGAACUUAAGAACCUGUCAGAUUUGGAAUCACAAAAUAAGAUUCAACUCUUAGAAAAAGAAGAAACCAUUCAGAUGUUGCAAAACAAAAUAGAUAUGAAUGAGGAAUGCAAGCAAGAAUUGGUCGCAGCAACUGAAAAAUUUGAGACACUUUCUGCCAAAUUUGAAGAAAAUUGUAAGCAGUUGGAGGAAAAAUCUGAAGAUGUUACAGAACUAGAGAAAAAACUGUUAGAAUUGAAAUCUAAAUAUAAGAUUCAACUUGUAGAGAAAGAUGAAACUAUUAAGACUUUACAAAACAAGUUAGAAGAUAUGACACCGAAUGAAGAAUACAAGCAGAAAUUGACCUUAGCAACUGAGAAAUUUGAGACACUUUCUGCCAAAUUUGAAGAAAACUGUGAGCAGUUGAAGGAGAAAUCUGAAGAUGUUACAGAAUUAGAGAAAAAACUGUUGGAACUGAAGAUUCAACUUGUAGAGAAAGAUGACACUAUUAAGACUUUACAGAACAAGUUAGAAAAUAUGACACCGAAUGAAGAAUACAAGCAGAAAUUGGCUGCAGCAACUGAGAAAUUUGAGACACUUUCUGUCAAAUUUGAAGAAAACUGUAAGCAUUUGAAGGAAACGUCUGAAGAUGUUACAGAAUUAGAGAAAAAACUGUUGGAACUGGAGAUUCAACUCGUAGAGAAAGAUGAAACUAUUAAGACCUUACAAAACAAGUUAGAAGAUAUGACAUCGAAUGAGGAAUAUAAGCAGGAAUUGGCCGCAGCAACUGAGAAAUUUGAGACACUUUCUGCCAAAUUUAAAGAAAAUUGUAAGCAGUUGAAGGAAAAAUCUGAAGAUAUAACAGAGUUAGAGAAAAAACUGUUGAAAAUGAAAUCUAAAUAUAAGAUUCAACUUGCAGAGAAAGAUGAAACUAUUAAGACCUUACAAAACAAGUUAAAAGAUAUGACACUGAAUGUAGAAUACAAGGAAGAAUUAGCCUUAGCAACUGAAAAAUUUGAGAGACUUUCUUCCAAAUUUGAAGAAAACUGUAAGCAGUUGGAGGGAAAAUCUGAAGAAAUUAUAGAGCUAGAGAAAAAACUGUUGAAAUUGGAAUCUAAAUAUAAGAUUCAACUCGUAGAAAAAGAUGAAACUAUUAAGACCUUACAAAACAAGUUAGAGAAUAUGACACCGAAUCAAGAAUACAAGCAAGAAUUGGCCGCUGCAACUGAGAAAUUUGAGACACUUUCUUCCAAACUCCAAGAAAACUGUAAGCAAUUAAAAGAAAAAUCCGAAGAUGUUGAAGAACUUAAAAAGAAUUUGUCUCAAUUAGAAUCUCGAAGUAAAUCUGAACUCCUGGAAAAAGAAGAAACCAUCAAGACUUUACUGAGAAAAAAAGAAGAUAUGGAACAAAACGGUGAAAUUAAGGCAUGCCAACAAGAGUUAGCUUCAACAAUAAAGAAAAUGCAGAAACUUUCUUCCCAACUCCAUGAGAACAAUGAGCAAUUGAAAGAAAAAUCCGAAAAUGUUGCAAAACUAGAAAAGAAUUUGUCUGAAUUAAAAUCACAAACUAAAACUGAACUUUUAAAAAAAGAAGAAACAAUUAAGACUCUGCAAACAAAAAUAGAAGAUAUGAAAUUAGUUGAAGAUCCAAGCAUAAACAAAGAAGUUGACAAUUACAAGCUGGAACUGAAAACAUUGAAAGAACAAUUCGAAAAUCUCUCCAAGGAGCUAAAAGUUAAAAGUGAAAAAAUAGAGGAAAAAUCUCAAUUGAUGGCACAUCUCAAAGCUCAACACACUAAAAAAGUCAACAAUUUACUCACAGAUCUCGGUAAAAAGGAAGACACAAUUGACACUUUACAUAAGAAAAUAGAAAAUAUGCAACAAAACGUGAAUACUAAAGAUAUAAAAUUAUUAAAAAGCCAACUAUUAGAUUACAAAAAUCGACUAAAAGAAAAAACUAAACUAUUUGAACUUGCCUCAUUGGAAUCUGAUAGAUUUGAAAAAAUUGUUCUCGAAAAGAGUGAAAUGGUUGAAAAGCUACAAAAAGAAUUAGAAAAAUAUCAUCUGAACCAAUUGAAACAUUAUGAAAAAACUGAGUCAAAGAAUACAACUCCCUUAUCCAUAGAAAAAGAUAAAACUAAACAAAUUGAAGAGUUGGAGGCACUAAAAACAACGUAUACAGAUAAAUUAGCCCAAUUUGAGAAGAUUACAUACGAAAAUGCCGAUCUAAAAAAACAAUUAUCAAAAUUGAAAGAAAAUUUACUAAACAAAUCUGUGGAAAUUGAAAAAUUAAGCGAACAAAUAAAUAAGUUUUCCCAAAAUGAAACCACUAUCAACUCAUAUCAAAUUUUCGGCAACGAUUCCACCCACCAACUUGACGAAAUCAAACACAUCAAAAAAGAAUUAAACGAAAAAAUCUACGAAAACACAAAAUUACACGAAGACAAAAGGAAACUUCAACACAUGGUACACGAAUUAAACCAAUCCAAAUUCGAAAAGAAACGCCAACUAAAAGAACUCAAAGACAAAUAUAAUUCUUUGGAAUUGCAAAUGGCUAAAGCCAAUAAGGAUUUGUUCGUCAAGGAACAGGAUUUGGCUAAAGAAAAAUCGACCGUCCGUCAAUUGCAAAAUAAACUUAAACCAGAAACAGAAAAACCUCUCAGACAUUCUACUGAGGCCAAGGUGUCUCCAAAGGAACUGAGAAAAAUAAGACGACACUCUCUUUUAGAGCAGAGAAGAGGCAUUGCAACAUUGGAUGAUGAUUCUUCAGAUUCAGAGUGUAUUAACUGUGCCAGUAUUAGAAAAAAAUGUGCUGAAAUGUCAAGAGAAAUUGAUAAACUAAAAGAUGACAAUCAAUACUUGGACAAAGAAAAUGAAGACAUGUUAAAAGAAGUCGAUUUUCUAAAAGAAGAAAGAUUAAAGUUAAUAUUUACACUAGACGAAAAGGAAAUUUUGACUGAAACACUAAAGGAACGCUUAGAAGGUGUACCUAUGCAUAAGAGGGUUGACCAAGAAACACAAGCGACCUGCGAUUAUCACUCAAAAUACAAUAUUCUAUUGAAAACAGCGUUACAUCGUAGGGAGGAAAACAAUUACCUUAGAAAGAAAUUGAAUUUGCCAGAAGAUUGUCCUGUAUUGCCCAAAGAUAUUGAUUUGAUGGCCACCAAUAGACAAUAGCCAUCAAUUUGUAGGCUAUAGAGUUAUUAAUUUAAGGAUUUACGUUUUGUUCAGUAUUUUUGUUUAUCUAUUUGUUUUUACGAGAGAAGUUGAAUCUUGAAAUAUACUACUCAAAACGAAAUAAGGACCACUUUUAAGAGCAGGUUUUCAUUAAAUUUCGAAUAACCCUGGUAAAGUGACUAUUUUCAUUUACAAUAAGUAUAGAUAAACAAAUAAAGUGUGCACAAAAAAUUUAUAUUGUGAAUGGAAAUAAACACUUUACCAGGGUUAUUCAAAAUUCAUUAAAAAUAAAUGGGUUUUCAAAAGUGGUCCUUAUUUCGUUUUGACUAGUUUUUUGGCUAUAUGGAUUUUCGUUUUACACACAAUAAUAAGCGAGGAAUGAGAAAAAAAAAUGUGUGUUGAUAUAAUAAUAUUGAAUACAUAAACAAUAUGUUGUAUAGCAAUUAAGUUGGUCCUAGUGAUGAUGUGAUAUUAGUCCUAUUUUUUUAUAUUGUAUCUACUCAUAUGUAGAAGUAAAAUAAAGCUAUUUUUGAAUUAACAA
This is a messenger RNA of Ceutorhynchus assimilis (cabbage seed weevil), 7332 nucleotides long. The record is from the annotation of a GenBank genome assembly. Lineage: Eukaryota; Metazoa; Arthropoda; Insecta; Coleoptera; Curculionidae.